AUGAUGUCGAAUUCAGCGGCCGCCGAAGAGCCACCGCAUAAAAGGAGGAAGAUGUCUCCGUGUCCUUCAUCUUCCCUGCCAGAUGACCUGGUUCUGAGCUGGCUGGCUCGAGUGUCGAAAUCGGAUCACGCGGCCUUGUCUCUCGUCUCCAAGAGCCAUCGCGCUCUAGUGGCUUCUCCUGAUCUCCACAGGAUGAGGUCACUAUUGGGUUGCGCCGAGAAUUGGCUGUAUGUAUGUUUGGCAACCCCUCCCGAUCCAACCCCACGCUGGUUCAUCCUCCACCGUGGUAAAUCCGUGGAUCGGCUUCUGCGCCCGAUCGCUUCGUUACGCUUUCAGCCUCCGGAAGCAUCCUCCGUGGUGGCGGUCGACUGGGGAAUCUAUGUAAUCGGUGGACGUGUAAAGGGGAAGCUCUCUCGGGGAGUCCACCUCCUGGAUUGCCGGACUCACAGGUGGCGGCGAGCCCCUUCCAUGGGAAUAGCUCGAGCUGCCGCGGCGGCCGGAGUCGUAGGUGGGAAGAUUUACGUGUUUGGAGGCUGCCGGGACUUUGAUUCCUCAAACUGGGCAGAGGUAUUCGACCCAAAGACCCAAACUUGGGAUUCUUUGCCGGCGAUACCGGAUCCGACGGUACGCUGUCAGUAUAUGACAGGCAGUGUGGUCGUGGAGGAGAAGAUGUACGCAAUGUAUGGAGUGGAUGAUAGCUUCUACUACUCGCCGAGGGAAAGUAAAUGGGGAAGAGGGAAUAUUCCUCCACGGACGAGAAACAGAAGGGAUUGGUGUUUCAUUGAUAAGGUGAUCUACUGUAUUGACAACAGAGGACACCUGUGUUGGUGUGAGCCAGUGCAGUUGGAGAGCUCUGAUCCAGAGGGCAUGUAUUGGAGGGAGGUGAAGGGUUUGGGCUCUCUGAAUGAGAGUCUCUCUCGCUCCAGGCUGGUCCACUUUGAUAGCCAGUUUGAGGCUAUAUGUGAGACUGGUGACCAAAACCUUGUUGAUUUACUUCCCGGAGCCAGGCUCAGCAACUUUGGUGGCAACCUUGUGCUCUUCUGGGACGUGGUCGAGGGGGAUGAUCAUCACCUUGGGGUCUGGUGUGCUGAGAUCUCCUUGGAGAGACGACCCCAAGGACCCGAGAUUUGGGGCAAUAUCGAGUGGUCUAACGCUGUCAUGACCGUCGAUCGCCACAAGGGACCUGAUCACAAAGAGUUGUCAUCAAUGCUUCACAAAGCUUUGGAAGGCGUAAUAAUGAUGGAGACGUUUCCAAAGACAACUGCUGAUGUUUUUGACUUUUUGCAUUGGUGCUUGAAUCUGGAGGCAGUAAGUCUCAUCUUGACUCUCGUACGUUCUCAAUCAUAUGAUAACCUUGUGGGGAUGGUUCUUGUAAACAUUGGUUCUGAAAGCAGAAGCCUUAUGAUUGAUCCACUUACAGAAGAUGGAGGCUGUGAAGAUGGAAGCUUUAUGGUGACGUGCAUGCCAUGUCGGCAUGAAAUCACUCAUCCAACCAUCACUGGUGAAUGGACGAAACCUAAUAUCAAUGAGUUAUCAGGAUCCUCUGCUUUUUUUUGGGCUUUUGAGGUUGGAAAGUCUGUUGGAUUCGAGGUUGCUCCGGCUCCGUUCCUUUCCGUUACGUUCGAGGGAAAACUGGAGACGAACGGGAAGGUGGAGCAAGGCAAAGGAGAUAAUGUCUCCGUCAAGUUUGGCUCACACGGUGAGGCGCCAAAGAAAACCGAAGAGAAGACUAACAAGAAUGUGUUGAUCUCUGAUGUACCAAAAGACGCAGCAGAGGAAUGGCCUGCGGCGAAGCAGAUCCACUCUUUCUACUUUGUUAAAAACCGUCAUUACGAGGACCCCAAGAUCAAAGCCAAGCUUGAGGCGGCUGAUAAAGAGCUUGAGAAGCUGAAUUGA
Messenger RNA from Microthlaspi erraticum, 1896 nucleotides. Lineage: Eukaryota; Viridiplantae; Streptophyta; Magnoliopsida; Brassicales; Brassicaceae. The record is from the annotation of a GenBank genome assembly.